Corythoichthys intestinalis (scribbled pipefish) is the source of this 2772-nucleotide messenger RNA. RefSeq lists its product as uncharacterized. Lineage: Eukaryota; Metazoa; Chordata; Actinopteri; Syngnathiformes; Syngnathidae. The record is from RefSeq and is a predicted model, not a curated record. The transcript has 3 exons. The coding region runs from base 584 to 1423 and encodes 279 amino acids.
AAAAAACUUCCAUAAGUAGGAAUCCAUCCCUUGAGGUUUUGAAAAUAUGCUGUAGGAUCUUAUACUGUAAUCCUAAAUACAAACAGAUUUACCAUUCUGUGGUUAUAAUGCCGGACAAGAAAAAGUUAUGUACAACAUGUGUUUGUCCUUUUCUCAUCUGGAAGAGCUAUGUUUUUCAUUUAAAUGCGUCACUGUCUAGCAUUGAACAAUAAAUUUGUUGUGUUCUCUGUUACAGAAGUGUGAUUUGUUUGGCAUUUUAUUUCUAUUUUAAUGUAGUUCACUUCUUUACAGCAGUAGCCUGAGCUGGACUUCAACCUUCCAACCUCUUGAAGGGAUUCGCAGUUGGUGAGCGAUAUGAGCUGACUCAUCUUACCACUCACUGGCUUUAUCUGACUUGACACAGAUAAGAGGAAGGGUUGCCGUCUGCCAUUGUGAUGUGAAGUUGAGGUUGAAGUCCAGCCGUGAUUGAAAGGGACGUACCGUUGCUUUUGCUUGUGUACUCUUUAUUUGCGCUUGAUUAAAGCUGCACUGUGGGAGAAGAUACGCUGAAAUAAUUUUACCGUGUUGAUUCCAGUGAAGGAGGAUGAAAAUGAAAGGUCGGCUAAUGCAGCUCAUGUUGCUGCUCUUUCUGAGUCCAUAUGGGGUCAACAUGGAGCAUCUCCAAGCAGAGAACCUUCAUCUCUUAUGUCCUGAUCAGCAUAAUGUGGUCAUGAACCAAGGAAUGAGAGUGUUACCAAGAGAUUGUCACGAAAUGCUCAUGAGCUCGUCAGGACACGCCAGAGAUGGCGUUUACUUGAUCCAACCAGCGGAAGCCCCCAUUGUUGUCUACUGUGCCAUGCAAGAAGGAGGAUGGACCGUGGUACAGCACAUCACCGUAAACAGCAGCAUCAGUUUUGACCGGGUAUGGACCGACUACAAGAACGGUUUCGGAGAUGUCACCGGAGAUCACUGGCUCGGGAACGAAUAUCUUCACCAGCUGAGCAGUGGCCCGGCACGCUUUAAACUGGGAGUCAAACUAGUGGACCGAGACGCCGUCACAAAAACGGGAGAGUACGACCCUUUCAUGGUGGAGGGCGAAUCGUCGGCAUACCGGCUGAGACUUGGGUUGUUCCAGGGCACGGCCGUGGACGCUCUCACCCAGGACACGGAGAACUACCUGCACGACAACCAAAAAUUCACGACAAAGGACAGAGACAAUGAUAAUUACUUCCAGAACUGUGCCAGGCUGGAGUUCCAGGGGGUGGCCGGCGGAGGUUGGUGGUACGACGCGUGUGCCGGUGCCAAUCUGAACCGCAGGAAUGUCAUCUACUGGCAAAAGGACUGCAACAAGGAGCAUCUGUGCAAGUACGCUUGGAUGAUGGUGAAACCAUCAGAAACUGGUAAACAAGUUCAAUGCGGAGACUGUAGAAGGGAUGAGCUAUGAGGACAGUAUCAAGCCAAUCACUUUACUUUUGCACUGAAAAAACAAGAAAAAAAGCUAGAGUUAAUUUAAAAUACUUUUCUACAUUGUGCAUGCUCUACCAAUGCGCUCUUGAAUACUGUCCAGUGUUGUUUUUGGCAGCCCUUUUAAUUUUGCUAAUGCUACGAGUUACAUUUAGUGUGUGAUGAUCACUCAGCACAGAACUUUAAAGGCUAAAGCAACAAUGAAAGAUAAUAAAACAAUUCUUACUGUGUUUUGCAAAACAAGAAAGUCUGGAAAGAAGAGGAUACUGGUGAGUUUGGGGUUGGAGAGCGCAGCACUUCACAUGAGUGACACAACCAGACACUGCUACAAUUCAAGCUAACAACAUAGAAAAAUGUCAGACAUUGUUAACAUGUGACGGAAACUAGGUCGCAUUUUCGUCUUGUUCUCGUCUCAUAAGACGAAAAUUUGUAUUCGUCUCGUGAUGUUUUAGGGGCCGUUUACAUGGUGACUCUCUGAGAAGACGAAAAAUUUCAUGUUUGCAUCUAUAUGGUUCCGUCUCCAUUCGACCAAUGUCGCCAUUCCGCAUAAAAAUGAUGUAGUAUUCAUGCCAAGCCAUAGGGGACAGUGCAGAUUGACAAGGCGACAGCACUUUGACCCCCAACAACCUCCUCAGUCCGGAAGACAACAGGCCCACCCACUCCAAGAAAUGGCUUUUUUUUUGCUCCAAAAGGCACAAAAAUGGAAACAUUCAACAUAUUUCAAUUAAAAAUAUUAUUACAAGAGUAAAUUAAAGCCGACAUUCCACCAUUAGCUGCUUUUAAUGUGUAAUGGCACCUCUGCGCACGCCCAAUGUGACGUGUGCGAGUGCUGACGUUAUCGGCGCGGGAGUGUUCCAUUGGUAUGGAUGCAGAGCAAGCCCCCCAAAGCUCCCGCAAUCGAAUCCUUCCACUUUGGAGGCAGGAUUCCAAGGUUUCGCCGACGCCAUAUGAACGUUAAGACACUCCGCAACACGGUCACUGCGUCUUGGUGUCGCAGAGCCGCCAUGUAAACUGCCCCUUAGGCCAUGUCCACACGUUAGCAGGGUAUUUGGCAAAAAGAAGAUAUUUUCCUACGGUUUGACCCAUCAUCCACACGCGCACGUAGAUUUAAACUAGGGUUCUUAAAAACAAUGGGAAAGGUGUGGAUUUGGGAAUUCUGCGUUUGUGGCUCCAUCAUGUGGACUAGGAGUGGGAACCUCAGGGCACCUCAAGAUACGAUACGAUUGGCGAUGCAAGGCUCACAAUAACGAUUAUCUCACGAUAUCACAAUGCAGCGAUUAUCGAUAUAUUGGUCAGAAAUUUGAUACAUGAUAUUCUACGAUACAACUG